This is a messenger RNA of Beta vulgaris subsp. vulgaris (sugar beet), 2425 nucleotides long. Its product is annotated as ATP-dependent zinc metalloprotease FTSH 2, chloroplastic. NCBI's taxonomy places the organism in Eukaryota, Viridiplantae, Streptophyta, Magnoliopsida, Caryophyllales, Amaranthaceae. Gene Ontology annotation, molecular function: zinc ion binding; ATP-dependent peptidase activity; ATP binding. Gene Ontology annotation, biological process: proteolysis. Gene Ontology annotation, cellular component: chloroplast thylakoid; membrane. The record is from RefSeq and is a predicted model, not a curated record. Bases 182 to 2266 code for a protein of 694 amino acids. The transcript is spliced from 5 exons.
AGAACUUAGAAGGGAUCAUCAGUAACCAUUACAAGGAUGCCACGUAAUCGCUUCCAUACCACAUCCAUUUCCUCUAAAGCCCACUGUUCUCUCCUCUCGUAUUCUCACAUUUCUUCCUUCGAAAAAUCCCACUUUCUCUCUCCUCUCAACACUUCAAGGUUGAGCAACUGCAGUCGAUAAAAUGGCUGCCUCAUCAGCAUGUCUUCUGGGACACGGUUCAUCAGCCUCUACCUCUAAAACUAUUCUAAAAGAGAAACUUUUUCAUCGGCACUUAUUUGCAACUCAAGGACGUUCGGUGUUGCUAAAGUCACCAAAAUCUUUUACUGUGAAAGCAUCUUCAGACAAAGCACAUAAUGAUGGAAGAAGAGGCUUCUUAAAAUUGUUGCUUGGGAAUGCCGGAGUUGCAUCAACUCUAGUCAGUAGCAGAAACGCUUAUGCUGAUGAUGAGCAAGGAGUUUCUUCUUCAAGAAUGUCUUACUCGAGGUUCUUGGAGUACCUUGACAAGGAUAGAGUGAAGAAGGUAGACUUGUUUGAAAAUGGAACCAUAGCUAUUGUGGAGGCCAUCUCUCCUGAACUAGGUAACCGUGUGCAACGAGUUCGUGUUCAACUCCCAGGUCUUAGUCAGGAGCUGCUACAGAAACUUAGGGAGAAAAAUAUAGACUUUGCGGCACAUAAUGCACAAGAGGAUUCUGGCUCUCUACUGUUUAACUUGAUAGGAAAUCUUGCUUUCCCACUUAUCUUAAUUGGGGGUCUUUUCCUUCUCUCUAGACGCUCUUCUGGAGGUAUGGGAGGUCCAGGUGGUCCUGGAUUCCCUCUGACCUUCGGUCAGUCAAAGGCCAAGUUUCAGAUGGAGCCUAAUACUGGGGUAACUUUUGAUGAUGUUGCUGGUGUUGAUGAAGCAAAGCAGGAUUUUAUGGAAGUGGUGGAAUUUCUAAAAAAGCCUGAGAGGUUCACUGCUGUUGGAGCUCGCAUUCCUAAGGGUGUUCUGCUUGUUGGCCCACCAGGGACUGGAAAGACCCUGCUGGCUAAGGCCAUUGCUGGGGAAGCUGGUGUUCCAUUUUUCUCCAUUUCCGGGUCAGAAUUUGUUGAAAUGUUUGUUGGUGUGGGAGCUUCACGAGUGCGUGACCUUUUCAAGAAAGCAAAGGAAAAUGCUCCUUGUAUUGUGUUUGUGGAUGAAAUUGAUGCAGUGGGGAGGCAAAGGGGUACUGGGAUUGGGGGAGGCAAUGAUGAAAGGGAACAGACACUGAACCAGCUUCUGACUGAGAUGGAUGGCUUUGAGGGUAAUACUGGUAUAAUUGUUGUUGCUGCAACUAACCGAGCAGACAUUCUUGACUCUGCGCUGUUGAGGCCUGGACGCUUUGACAGACAGGUAUCAGUAGAUGUUCCUGAUGUACGUGGAAGAACAGAGAUCUUGAAGGUUCAUGCCAGCAAUAAGAAGUUUGAUGCUGAUGUCUCCCUUGAUGUGGUAGCAAUGCGAACACCUGGUUUCAGUGGAGCUGAUCUGGCAAAUCUCUUAAAUGAGGCAGCUAUAUUGGCUGGUCGUCGUGGGAAGACAGGAAUUUCUUCCAAAGAAAUAGAUGAUUCAAUUGAUAGGAUUGUAGCUGGAAUGGAAGGAACUGUAAUGACAGAUGGUAAAAGCAAAAGUCUUGUGGCAUAUCAUGAAGUUGGACACGCUAUCUGUGGAACUCUGACUCCUGGGCAUGAUGCUGUGCAAAAAGUCACCCUUAUACCACGUGGUCAAGCACGAGGACUCACCUGGUUCAUUCCUUCUGAUGACCCAACCCUCAUUUCAAGGCAGCAACUCUUUGCAAGAAUUGUUGGUGGUCUAGGUGGCCGAGCUGCUGAGGAAAUAAUAUUUGGUGAGCCCGAAGUCACCACUGGAGCAGCUGGUGAUUUACAACAAAUCACUGGUUUGGCUAAACAGAUGGUGACUACUUUCGGAAUGUCUGAGAUUGGUCCAUGGUCUCUUAUGGAUUCAUCAGCACAAAGUGGGGAUGUUAUUAUGCGUAUGAUGGCGAGGAAUUCAAUGUCGGAAAGGCUAGCUGAGGAUAUCGAUGCUGCUGUGAAAAAGCUUACGGAUGAUGCUUAUGAGAUUGCCUUGACCCACAUAAGAAACAACCGAGAGGCCAUUGACAGUAUCGUUGACGUUCUUCUAGAAAAGGAAACCAUAAAUGGGGAUGAGUUCCGAGCUCUUCUUUCUGAGUUUGCGGAGAUUCCAGUGGAAAAUCGUGUGCCUGCAGCAGUAGCUGCUCCUGUAACAGUAUAAGCAUAUAUACGUAUAUACAUAUCAGGUGUAUUCUUCUUGUUCUUGUAUACUAAGUUAUACCAUUUCUCCUAUUGGGAGUCUUGACCAAAGUGUUUUCAUGUAGCAAUUUAGAUGCUGUAAAAUUGUAAUUAAUUAAGGGUUGGAAAUGAAUUCCUGAUC